CUCGCAGAAUUUCCGCACAGAGAGGGGGAGAAGACGGACUCGUAACUCGUAAACUGCCAUCAGCGAAAUAGCUCUAAACUCUUAAAUGGGGAAGUUGUGGAUCCCAGUGUGUGCGGCACUUCAGAUUAUAUUAGCAGUUUCGGGCUCAAAUAUUUGCACCUCCAGAGGUGUGGGAACCUGCAAAGAAUGUUUGUCCAUAAACCCCACUUGUGCUUGGUGCUCUCAGAAAGACAUCGGCCAGGGCGGCUCCAGCAUUUCCCGCUGUAAUCUUAAGCAAAUACUUCUGCAGUCUGGGUGUCAGGCAGAAUUUAUCGAGUCUCCCUUCAGUAGCAUGACAGUAGAGGAGGAACGUCCACUUAGUAACAAAGCAGGGGGCUCGACCAGUGACAUCACACAGAUUCAUCCCCAGAAAAUCCACCUUACCCUCCGGCCAGAUGACUCAAAGCGCUUUACAGUCACUAUUAGGCAGGUGGCUGAUUACCCAGUUGAUCUCUAUUACCUGAUGGACUUGUCCUAUUCCAUGAAGGACGACCUGCUCAAACUCCAUUCCCUUGGAAAAGACCUGGCUGAAGCUAUGGGUCUUACCACUAGCAACCUGAAAAUGGGGUUUGGGGCAUUUGUGGACAAAACCAUCUCACCUUACAUGUAUAUGUAUCCACCUGAGGCUGUGAAGAACCCCUGCUAUGGUAUUAACAAGGUCUGCCAGGCACAGUUUGGCUAUAAAAACGUGCUGUCACUGACGGACCAGGUGGAUCGAUUUACUGAAGAAGUGAAGAAACAAGAAGUCUCCCGAAACAAAGACUCUCCAGAGGGAGGCCUUGAUGCUGUCUUACAGGCUGCAGUCUGCCAUGAUAAGAUUGGGUGGAGGCGGGACGCGUCCCACCUACUGGUGUUCACAACGGACGCCACAACACACACCGCCCUGGAUGGCCGAAUCGCUGGCAUCGUCCAGCCCAAUGAUGGACAGUGCCACGUAGACGAAGAUAACACCUAUGACAAGACCACUGUGCUGGACUAUCCCUCCAUUGCAAUGCUCACUGACAAGUUGUCUGAAAAUAACAUCAACCUCAUCUUUGCUGUAACUAACGAUGUAAUGCCUCUGUAUCUUAAUUACAGUAAGCUUAUUCCAGGCACCACUGUGGGUAAGCUGUCAUCCGACUCCAGUAAUGUCAUCCAGCUCAUUCUGGAAGCAUAUGCGAAUAUAAGGUCGAAGGCAGAGCUGGAUGUACUGGGGCUUCCGGAAGAGUUAAGUUUGUCGUUCAAUGCCACCUGCCUCAACGGAGAGCUCAUCCCUGGGGUCCGAUCAUGCUCGGGACUCAAGAUCGGAGACACAGUGUCAUUUAGUGUGGAGGUGAAGCUACGCACCUGUCCCAAGGACAAGACACGCACAUUUGUCAUCAAACCCCUCGGCUUCAAAGACACGCUGCAGGUGACGGUUGACUUCGCCUGUGACUGCGCUUGCCAAGGCUCUGCCCAGCCUGCUAGCCCCACCUGCCAAGGCAAUGGAACCCUGGACUGCGGCAUGUGCUUGUGUGAAGCUGGGCGGGUGGGUCCACACUGCGAGUGUACAGAGGGAGAGUACAAGCCCACAGAGGCAAACCACUGCAGCCCCGUCCCCCAGGCACCUGUGUGCAGUGGGCGGGGAGAUUGUGUGUGUGGCCAGUGCAGCUGCCACGCCAGUGACUUUGGGAAGGUAUGGGGGAAGUAUUGCGAGUGCGAUGACUUCAACUGCAUCCGCUCCCGAGGACUGCUCUGCUCCAGCCAUGGCGAGUGUGUGUGCAGCUUCUGUCAGUGCAGCCCUGAAUGGUCUGGUGAGAGCUGUAACUGCUCCACAAGGACAGACACCUGCAUGGCCAGCAUGGGUCUCCUGUGCAGUGGCCGUGGGCAGUGUGUGUGUGGAGUAUGUCAGUGCACACAGCCCGGGGCCUACGGGGCCACCUGUGAGAAGUGCCCAACCUGCCCUGACUCCUGCACCAUCAAAAAGGACUGUGUGGAGUGUAAGCACUAUAAGAGAGGACCACUGUUUGAGAAGAAAAGCUGUAGCACAAUUUGCAGAGAUGAAAUCCAGCUGGUGGAUGAACUGGUCUUUCAUGAGAAGAGUGCAGUGAACUGCACCUAUAAGGACGAGGAUGACUGUGUUCAUCACUUCCAGUACUAUGAAGACAUAAGUGGAAAAUCCAUCCUAUACUAUGUUAAAGAACCAGAGUGUCCAAAGGGUCCUGAUAUCUUGGUAGUGAUGGCCUAUGUCACUGGCUCCAUUCUCUUGCUGGGCUUGGCUGCUCUGCUGAUUUGGAAACUUCUGAUCACCAUUCAUGACCGCCGAGAAUUUGCCAAGUUUGAGGAGGAGAGAGCCAAGGCCAAGUGGGAAGCGGCCAACAACCCAUUAUAUAGAGGAGCUACAACCACCUUUACAAAUGUGACCUACAGUGGCAACUCAUAAAGCGUAAUACCAGCAGUAGCCAUCACUUAGCUCAGGAGUGCCUCUCCAGUCACUUCCAGCUUCUCUGUAAAUGACCUAACACACUCCACCAAUCAAAACUGGUGGCUUCUGGGAAUUGAUGAGGAAGUAGAUGGUUCAGACCUGUGAUUGCUCUGUAAUGCUACACUGUGCUGGUUACAACUGCAACUGCAUGAAUCAUCUGAGCAUGUGGACAUACUUCUUUUAAAUUGAUCUGACUCAGAAAUAUUUUAAGCAGGGUACCCAAUCCUAAAUGGGAGAUCAAAAUCAUUCAGUUAAGAUGUCAUUUUCAUGCAUUUUCACAUCUUCCUUCCCAUCUUGCUGAGACCAUAUAAGAGCUUAUUACCUAGGCUAAUAACAUUAGAAAAUAAUGUUUACAGGCUACAGAUUGAUGUCAUGUGUAGAUAUAACAAAACAUUAAGCAGGGGAAAAUAUUUAUGCCCUUUAGUCUUGGGGUAAUUUGAAUGGUAGAGAAGCCCAGUGGAUGAUGCUUGGGUACAGUGGUCACAUAAACAUCUCCUUUUGAGGUACCUUACUCAUUGGAACUUUGGUUGUCAUAGAUACAACAUUAUGUGGCUGGUCUAGAGUUUUAGUACAUUCCUUUUGUUGCCAUGGAAGCAGUGGUUCACAUUUUGUUGAACCCCACUGGAAAUUUGGAACUUGUGCCAGGGAGUCAGUCAUUCAUGAAAAUUGGAUCCAAUCAAUUGUGUACAUUCACUUUACUUUCACAGACUUAUAUUUAAUGUAAUGGAAACUGGCAAAAUACUUACUGGCAAAGUAUUUUUGUCCCUCGACCAAUGUCAGUGUAAGUUGUGUUUCAAUAAACAGUAAUAAAACUUUGUUGUGAUUGCUA
Messenger RNA from Electrophorus electricus (electric eel), 3311 nucleotides. It is a transcript of the gene itgb3a, whose product is annotated as integrin beta 3a. Gene Ontology annotation, biological process: cell migration; integrin-mediated signaling pathway; cell-matrix adhesion. Gene Ontology annotation, molecular function: fibrinogen binding; integrin binding; fibronectin binding. The record is from RefSeq and is a predicted model, not a curated record. Gene Ontology annotation, cellular component: cell surface; integrin complex; focal adhesion. NCBI's taxonomy places the organism in Eukaryota, Metazoa, Chordata, Actinopteri, Gymnotiformes, Gymnotidae.